CCUCAGGGGGCGUGGGGCGGGGCCUCAGGCGGGCGGGCGCGCGGGUGGCGGCGGGGGCGCGCGGAGGGCCGGGGGCGCGCGGAGGAGCGUGGCCUGGCGGAGCUUGGCGGCCGGCGCGGCGCAGCAUCUGGCCGGCGGGUCCAGCUCGCCGGCCGGCCAGCGCGCCAUGCCCGCUGGCUGACCAGCGCAGGGCCUCGCCCCGGGAGACCAUGGUGCUGCCGCCCCCGGACCGGCGCCACGUGUGCCUGACCACGCUGGUGAUCGUGGGCAGCAUGGCGGUGAUGGACGCGUACCUGGUGGAGCAGAACCAGGGCCCGCGCAAGAUCGGCGUGUGCAUCAUCGUGCUGGUGGGCGACGUGUGCUUCCUGCUGGUGCUGCGCUACGUGGCCGUGUGGGUGGGCGCUGAGGUGCGCACGGCCAAGCGCGGCUAUGCCAUGAUCCUCUGGUUCCUCUACAUCUUUGUGCUGGAGAUCAAGCUCUACUUCAUCUUCCAGAACUACAAGGCGGCGCGACGCGGUGCGGCCGACCCGGUGGCGCGCAAGGCGCUCACGCUGCUGCUGUCGGUGUGCGUGCCCGGCCUGUUCCUGCUGCUCGUGGCGCUCGACCGCAUGGACUACGUGCGCACCUUCCGCAAGCGCGAGGACCUGCGCGGCCGUCUCUUCUGGGUGGCGCUGGACCUGCUGGACCUGCUGGACAUGCAGGCCAGCCUGUGGGAGCCGCCGCGCUCGGGGCUGCCGCUGUGGGCCGAGGGCCUGACCUUCUUCUACUGCUACAUGCUGCUGCUCGUGCUACCGUGCGUGGCGCUCAGCGAGCUCAGCAUGCAGGGCGAGCACAUCGCGCCGCAGAAGAUGAUGCUCUACCCCGUGCUCAGCCUGGCCACCGUCAACGUGGUGGCAGUGCUGGCGCGCGCCGCUAACAUGGCGCUCUUCCGCGACAGCCGCGUCUCGGCCAUCUUCGUGGGCAAGAACGUGGUGGCUCUGGCCACCAAGGCCUGCACCUUCCUGGAGUACCGCCGCCAGGUGCGCGACCUCCCGCCGCCUGCACUGGCGCUGGAAAUGCAGCCGCAGCCCGCGCCUCGUGCCCCCGCGCCCGCGCCCCCACCGCGCACCCCUGGCCGCCCCCUCGGGCCUGUGCCCGCGCGCGAGGGCCUGGACACGUGACGACGUCCCGCCGCGCGCCUCCUUGGGCCUGGACACGUGACCGAGAAGUCGCUCCGUGCGCACCCCGUGUCCCCUCGGGCUCGUGCCUGGACACGUGAUGCCCCGCCGCGUGCCCCCCUGCCACCGGGUCUCCAGCUCAGGAACCCCUCGGACCUCGGCCCUGCUGGCCUGGGGGCUCGGGAGGACGGGUGGGGGUCCUGCGGGGGGCCCGGAGUUUUAAAGACUAGUGUUUACAGUUUCCUACCCAGGGUCGCCCUCCUCUGCCUUGUCUAUGCUGUGUGCCCGGAGUGGCCUGAGCCCGUGUGCGGGGGUGAGGUGGGGGGUGUCCGCCUGUCCCAGGGCCGACUCCCCGCAGCCCCCUUCCAGAGGAGCCCUGGCCCUGGCCAACAAGUUCAUGAGCCCCUUGUGUCUCCUGCCGCUGGGUACACCCCAGCCUGGGUGACACCAGCACCCAGCUUUGCUUUGGGGACCUUGCCUGGCUCCUGGACAGACCCCUCUGAGGGCCGGUCAGCCGGAGGACCCGUUGCCCUGGGUGGGGCCUGCCUGCAGCCUCCUGCCUGGUCUUCAGCUGACCCCACACUGGGUGGGUCCUGGGCCCCCACGGAGAAGGGGUGCCCCUCACCAGGUUGGUGGCACCAGUGCUCCUUCCUCAUGACAUGAGCCCUGCUCCACCAGGGCUGUGUGUGUGUGUAUGUGUAUGUGUAGCAGGGUAUAGUCCUGCAGGUAUGGGCACACGGGGGUCUUCACAUGACCAGAAGCUGAUGUGUCAGACACCACCGGAGGAAGUGGAGGUGCUGGCCUGGGGGCAUGGGUUUGGGCUCCAGGAGCAGCCUCCUGCAUCCUGUGGGGAGGGGGCCCAGUGUUGGAAGUGGUUAAGGUGGGGAUGCUGGAGCUUCUGGGUGGGAACGUGCUGACUGAGGAAGCUGGGAGAGAAGGCAGUGGUGCUGUGGCUUUGAGGAUCCUUUGGUGCUUUUUGGGGGCGAGUGUGGAGAGGAAUGUCCAAGGAAGGACCUGCUAGACGGGGUCAUCAAGGAGGAAUGGGGAUCUUGGGUGUUAUCUGGAGUUGGGAGACAUCUCAAAGAGCC
Erinaceus europaeus (western European hedgehog) is the source of this 2245-nucleotide messenger RNA. RefSeq names its product transmembrane protein 121 (gene TMEM121). The transcript is spliced from 2 exons. The record is from RefSeq and is a predicted model, not a curated record. Bases 210 to 1160 code for a protein of 316 amino acids. NCBI's taxonomy places the organism in Eukaryota, Metazoa, Chordata, Mammalia, Eulipotyphla, Erinaceidae.